AUGAAGACACUACUACUGACUCUGCUUGGACUUCAGACAGUGAUGGGAAUGGGACACUGGUGUGAGCAUGAAGUGGAGGAGAGAGUGGAGCGAGUUCUGUCUCCACGUCUGCAGCUUGAAGUGAGCUGUUCGGAGGUGUAUCAGUACAACACCCAGGACUGGAGGUUAGAUGUGGACAGGAUGCGCCUCAAGCAUGGAGGUGAUGAUGGCAUUGCACUCUACUACAAACAACAGGGUCUCAAGGCUUCCUGCUUCUUGUACAAACCUCCAGAGAUGGAGAGCCAGGUAGUGAACAAGACAGUGAAGGCGUGUUGUGAGGGCUGGAGUGGCCCACGCUGCUCUGAAGGUGUGGGUGUGCAUGGUCAGUGUUAUUCUACGUGGAGUUGUGCAGAGUUCCCUGGAGUUCACAACUCGUCCCUGAUGUCCAUUGAGCACUGCUGCAGCAGCCUGUGGGGACUGAGCUGGAGAAAUGCCUCUGAUCAGACUUGCUUGUCCUGCACCUACACUCUCCUUCCAGACUCCCAGUCCUCUCCACUGGUGCGCAGCGGUCUGCUGGGUAGUGCCAGGGUGCCUCUGGGUUCGGCCACAUGCAUGUCCUGGGGUGGAGCCCACUACCGCACUUUUGACAGGAAGCACUUCCACUUCCAGGGCACCUGCACUUACCUUCUGGCAUCAUCUACUGAUGGUACAUGGGCAGUCUACAUCAGUACCGUCUGUAAUGGGAGAGGAGACUGCAGUAAGGCUUUGAGGAUGAUGCUGGGUCUAGAUUUGGUUUCAGUUCAACACAGGAACUUAACACUGAACAACCUUCCUGUUGCAAUCGGAGAUCCACUUUUCCAAAAUGGUGUGAGUGUUCAUUGGCUGGGGGACUUUGUGUUUGUUGAGAGUGGCCUGGGUGUGAGAGUGAAGUUCGACCUGGCCAACACAGUCUACCUGACAGUGACCGCUGGGCACCUUUCAGCUACCAGGGGUCUCUGUGGAGUCUACAACAACAACCCUGAUGAUGAUUUUACCACAAUGGGUGGAACUCUGUCCCAGUUCGCUGCCAGCUUCGGCAACUCAUGGAAAGUUCCUGAUCAGAAGAAUGAAGGCUGCAGCGAUGCGGCUGAGCUUGGUCACAGCUGUGAUGUCUCAGGAGACCCUGUUCUGCGUAAGCAGGCAGAAUCUGUGUGUCACCGACUGCUGGAAAACCCCUUCUCGCACUGCCACUCUCGGUUGGACCCAGCAGCGUACAUGGACACCUGUCUUUACCUCUUCUGCAGCCUGCCACCCAAAGAGAGGGAUGGGGCAGUGUGUGACACUCUGGCCAGUUACGCCAGAGAGUGCGCCCAACAACAUGUGAUUAUAAUGUGGAGGACCGACACCCUUUGUGGUCGUGUCUGUGCCAGAGGUCAGGUGUUCUCAGACUGUGUGUCCUCCUGUCCCCCGAGCUGUGCAUCUCCCCAGCCCCCAGGGCCAGCUGUAGCCGUUGGCCAGUGUAGGGAAGAGUGUGUGGGGGGCUGUGAGUGUCCGCCGGGCCUCUACCUUCACCAAGGACUCUGUCUAAAAAGAGACGAUUGUCCUUGCUUCCAUCGCAGACGCACAUAUCAGUCAGGGGACAGGAUACAGCAGAGAUGCAACACGUGUGUUUGCCGAGCAGGCCAGUGGCAGUGUACUGGGGAGAAGUGUGCUGGCCAGUGCAGCCUGAUGGGAGCGCUUCAGGUGACCACCUUUGACAAAAAGAGGUAUUCACUGCAGGGUGGAGACUGUCCCUUCACUGCUGUGGAGGACUUUGUUGACAGGAAGCUGGUGGUGAAGGUGCACUGUGGGGAGUGUACUGCAGGAGGAGGAGGAGGCCUGGGUUGUCUAAGGGAGAUGUCAGUCACAGCACUCCGCACCACAGUCACCAUCACAGACACUGGUACAGUGAUGUUGAAUGGUGAGAGAGAGGCGUUACCUUUGGUGACAGGAGACCUGGUUGUGCGGAGAGCCUCCUCUUCAUUUCUCCUCAUCCAGACUUUUGGAGCCCAGCUGCUCUGGUAUCUAGAUGGACCCUUGGCCCUGGUCAUGUUGCAGCCCGGGUUUGCAAACAAGGUGCGUGGCCUUUGUGGAACGCUGACCUGGAACCAGCAUGAUGAUUUCACCACCCCAGAAGGAGACGUGGAGAACAGCGUGUCAUCCUUUGCGGGGAAGUUUACAUCAGAGCAUUGUACUCUACCUGGAGGAGCUCCACCUGACCCUUGCACCACCUACACCCAGAGGAGAUACUAUGCAGAGACAGUGUGCUCCAUUAUUCACAGCCCUAUCUUUCAGGCGUGUCAUGACCUGGUGGAGAGGGAGCCAUAUUUCCGUCUCUGCCUGUCAGAGGUUUGCGGCUGCGCUCCACAGAAGGCCUGUCACUGCACCGUCCUCACUGCCUACGCACGGCACUGCGCUCAGGAGAACGUUGUUGCCCAAUGGCGCAACCACACCUUCUGCCCGGUCCAGUGUUCAGGCGGUCAGGUGUACCAGGAGUGUGGUCGUGCAUGUGGAGCCUCCUGUUCAGACCUGCGGCAGAGCUGGAGUUGCGAUGACAGUGGUGGAGGGGGCCUAAAGAUGUGUGUUCCAGGUUGCCAGUGCCCGCCAGGAUUAGCACAGGACCACCAGAGCCAGUGUGUUCCCAUCGCCAUGUGCCCAUGUGUGCAAGAGGACAAGACGUACCAGCCCGGUGCUGUCCUUCAGAACAACUGUAACACCUGUGUGUGUGAGCAGGGGCUGUUUAACUGCACCAAGGAGCGCUGUGAGGAGGUGAACCCAUGUCCAGGCUCUCUGGUCUACUCUCCACGCUCCUGCCUCCUCACCUGCUCCAGCCUGGAUCCUCCUGGCCAACAGCAGGGGCCCCGAUCCGGACUUUCGAGCUGCAAAGAGCCACUGUCUGGUUGUGUCUGUCCCCAGGGAACUGUCCUCCUAGGUGAUCGCUGUGUUCUGCCGGACGAGUGCCCGUGUCACCAUAAUGGUCGACUCUACUACAGCAACGACACCAUCACCAAAGACUGCAACACAUGUGUGUGUAAGAAGCGCCGCUGGCAUUGCGGCCAAUCAGCUUGUGCCGGCGUGUGCGUGGCAACGGGGGAUCCCCACUAUGUGACCUUCGAUGGCCGCUGUUUCUCUUUCCUGGGUGACUGCCAGUACGUCCUAGCGAGGGAGACAGGUGGUUUGUUUAGUGUCACGGCGGAGAACGUGCCCUGUGGGAGCACUGGGGUCACCUGCACAAAGUCAGUCACCCUCAGUCUGGGAAACACCAUCAUACACCUGCUGAGAGGUAAAGCUGUGACAGUGAACGGAAUGCCUGUUACUCUACCAAAGUCCUACAGUGGCAGUGGUCUGUCUUUGGAAAGAGUCGGCCUGUUUGUGUCCCUCUCCUCUCAACUCGGAGUCACUCUGCUUUGGGAUGGCGGUAUGCGGCUUUAUGUGCGCCUGGCUGCCCACCUGAGGGGUCGGGUCGGGGGCCUGUGCGGAAACUUUGAUGGUGAUACGGAGAACGACUUCACAACACGGCAGGGCAUCGUGGAGUCUACAGCUGAGCUGUUCGGAAACUCCUGGAAGGUCAGCCCCUCCUGCCCUGACGUGGCAGAUCAGGACCUCCGAGACCCCUGCGCUCUGAACCCCCACAGAGUGACAUGGGCCAGGAAAAAGUGUGCAGUCCUCAGCCAGGAGCUCUUCUCUCAGUGCCACGCUGAGGUUCCCUUCCAGCAGUAUUAUGACUGGUGUGUCUUUGAUGCUUGCGGCUGUGACUCGGGCGGGGACUGUGAAUGUCUCUGCACAGCCGUUGCUGCCUAUGCUGAGGAGUGUAACCGCAGAGGGGUCUACAUCCGCUGGAGGUCCCAGGAGCUCUGUCCCCUACAGUGUGACAAUGGGCUGGUGUACGAACCCUGUGGCUCAGCUUGCUCUGCCUCCUGCCCAAGCGUUCAGCAGAGUCCAAACUCCCAGUGUGGCGCCCUCUCCUGUGUGGAGGGCUGUUUCUGCCCUGCUGGCACUGUACGACAUGGGGAAGGCUGUGUUGUUCGCACUGAGUGUCCAUGUGAGUGGGAGGGCUCUAUGUUUCCACCUGGUACCACCAUCACUCAACACUGCCAAAACUGCUCCUGUGAGGAUGGUGUGUGGCGCUGUGAGGGUGUGGUCUGCCCUCCUCCCUCUCCUCCCUGUCUAGAUUCAGAGUUCACCUGUGCCUGGGGCCGAUGCAUUCCCUCUCACUGGGUGUGUGACAAUGAGGACGACUGUGGCGAUGGCUCAGAUGAACUGUGUCCAUCAACCUGUUCUCUGGACCAGUUCCGCUGUAGCAGCACGCCAAGUGGACCAUGUUUGAACCUGGCUCUGCGUUGUGAUGGCCACCCAGACUGUGGCGACCAAUCAGACGAGGAGUUCUGUGGACCGACCACCCCCGUGCCCCCGUGCCCACCAGGAGAGUUUCAGUGUGCAAAUGGGAAGUGUCUGCCAGCCACUCGGGUGUGUGAUGGACGACUGGACUGUGGCUUUGCUGAUGCAUCCGAUGAGCAAGACUGUGGUGUGGUGUGUGACGGAGGGGAGUUCCUGUGUGCUGGAGGCCGUUGCAUUCUCUACUUCCACCGCUGUGAUGGCCACGAUGACUGUGGGGACUUCAGUGAUGAGAGAGGGUGUGUUUGUGCACCAGGAGAGUUUCAGUGCCCGGGGGACCAGUGUGUUCCUGCAGACAGAGUGUGUGAUGGAAACAGAGACUGCCCCUCUGGAACGGAUGAAGCUGUCUGUCCAAGUAGAGUGACUUGUGCUCCUGACCAGUUUGCCUGUCGAGAUGGCACCUGUGUCUCCACCGCUAAGCUGUGUGAUGGGACACCAGACUGUCCAGAUGGAGAGGAUGAGAACAGAACCAUUUGCUACUCUAUGUCACAUGUCACCUCGACUGUGCCCACUUCAGCUUGUAGAUCCUUUGAGUUCGGCUGUGCCACUGGUGGCCAGUGUGUGCCUCAGGCCUGGCGGUGUGAUGGGGAGACAGACUGUCUGGAUGGGAGUGAUGAGCAGCAGUGCACCACGCCCUGUGGCCCCGGCCAGGUUCCUUGCCUCAGUGGGGACCAGUGUAUUGACUACCAACAGCUCUGUGACAGGACUCCACAUUGCAGGGACGCCUCAGACGAGAGCAUAGACAACUGUGGUUCCAUCCAGAUACCUCCCUGUCCAGGCAGCUUCUCAUGUGACAACCGCACCUGUGUGAACAUGACACAAGUGUGCGACGGCCUCCCAGACUGUCCACGGGGCGAUGAUGAGUUGGUGUGUGAUAAAACUGUCUCACCUGUGCCUCCUGGUGGCAGGAACAACACUGUCGCCUGCCCUGAAUUUACAUGUAUGGAUGGAUCCUGUGUCUCCUUCAGUAUGGUUUGUAAUGGUGUGGCAGACUGCUCAGACUCCUCAGUAGCGCCACUUGGAGGCCCCACAGAUGAGCAGGGCUGUAGAACCUGGAGCUCCUGGGGUCCCUGGGGCCCCUGCAGCACCUCCUGUGGGACAGGCUCCACCAGCAGGCAGAGAACCUGCCCAGCAGGAGACCCAUUGCGCCACUGUCGGGGACAGGAUGUCCAGAGGCAGCAGUGCUUCAACACCACCUGUCCAGUGGAUGGUCAGUGGAUGCCCUGGGUGAGUUGGUCCAACUGCUCCAGUGGCUGUGGUGGAGUGCAGGUACAACACAGAGGCUGCAUCCCUCCUCGCUACGGAGGCCUAGACUGUUCUCAGCUGCCUGGACAAUCCAACCUUGCCAUGGAAAUCAAGCCUUGUCCUGACGAUGGAUGUGCCAACACCAGUUGUCCCACUGGGCUGGUGAGACAGAGCUGUGCUCCCUGUCCAGUCUCCUGCGCCCACAUCUCGAGUAGGACGACCUGUGAUCCCGCAGCACCCUGCUUUUCAGGCUGCUGGUGUCUAGAGGGCCAGGUGAUGAGCCAUACCCAACAGUGUGUGUUACCAGAGGAGUGUGCAUGUGAGGCGGCCGGUGUGCGCUACUGGCCGGGCCAGCAGAUGAAAGUGGACUGUGAAAUCUGCGUUUGCGAGAGAGGAAGGCCUCAGAGAUGUCAGCCCAACACAGACUGCGCAGUUCAUUGUGGCUGGUCAUCUUGGUCUGAGUGGGGGGAGUGCUUGGGGCCCUGCGGUGUCCAGAGUGUCCAGUGGUCUUUCCGCAGCCCAAAUAAUCCCACCAAGUACGGAGAUGGUCGAACGUGCAGAGGAAUUUACAGGAAAGCUCGUCGGUGUCAGACAGACUCCUGUGAUGAGUGUGAGUACCAGCGUCAGGUCCAUGCUGUGGGAGACAGAUGGAGAUCAGACCCCUGCCAGUUAUGCCACUGUCUGCCCAAUCUGACAGUGCAGUGCUCCCCCUAUUGUCCAUAUGCCGUCACUGGAUGCCCACAGGGUCAGAGUCUGGUGCCUAGAGAGGGAGACAGGUGUUGUCACUGCCAGGGAGGAAAUGACACCGUUCUCGUGACAGAGACCCCUGACACUGUGACCUCUAAACCAACAGAGGGUACUACACCCCUGGUCCCCACAUAUCCACUCCCUCCUGGAGAUCAGUGUUGGGCUCCUCUGGGUGUGCAGACUCUGCCAGGCUCAAGUUUCAGGGCCUCAUCACAGCAGAGUGGUCACGCACCUGAGGCCGCUCGCCUGCAUGGGUGGGACCCCCAUACGGACCUCCAGGGCUGGAGUCCAGAACCUGAGGAAUAUAAGGACCUUCCACAGCGGAGCCCCACCGGACACAGCAGCGCCACACAAAGCCCCUACCUGCAGAUAGACCUACUGAAACCUUAUAACAUCACUGGUGUGUUGACACAGGGUGGCGGUGUGUUUGGCACCUUUGUAUCCAGCUUCUACCUGCAGUUCAGCCAGGACGGCAGACACUGGUACACUUACAAAGAGCUGGUCACUGAUGCACGGCCCAGAGCCAAGGUUUUUCUUGGGAACCAUGAUGACCGAGGGGUGGCUGAGAGCCGACUGGACCGGAUGGUGUCGGCUCAGUAUGUCCGCCUGCUGCCUCAUGAUUUUCAGAAUGGCAUCUACCUUCGACUUGAGAUUAUGGGCUGUGGAGAUGGUUAUCGCUGGUCGACUACCUCCACCCCUCCCUCACCAGUGUCCCCAGCGGGUGGCUGCAGAGUGAAGGAGUUUCAGUGUAAAAAUGGCCGCUGUGUACCAGCAGGUCCACUGGGAGUUGUAUGUGAUGGAGUCAAUGACUGUGGCGAUGGAUCAGAUGAGAUGUACUGUGGUACUCAGCCCUCUACUACAGCCACCAGUCCCCGCAGCUGCCCUGCUGGUCAGUUCUCUUGUCCCCCACCAGGUGGCUGCAUUGAGGCAGGUCAAAGAUGUGACGGUAAAUUCCACUGUCCCAAAGGAGAGGAUGAAACUGGCUGCCACCCCCACAGCAACACAACCCAGUCAGACAGACCACACACUCCCACCCCUGCUCCUCUCAUGACUCCGUCUAUGGCUGCUGUCACUCAUCCUGCAGUAACAUCAGCUGCUGGUAUCCCAGGAUAUCGUGGCAUCUGCUCCUCCCCUCUCGGACUGGAAGAUGGGCUGAUUCGAUAUGGACAGUUGACCUCAUCCUCACAUCGUGAGAACAACCCUGCUGACGCUGGACGACUAAACAUCGUCCCCAACGUCCAGGUGAUGGAGCCUGGAUGGAGUCCCUUACCCACCGAUGCUGAGCCAUAUUUUCAGGUGGACUUCCUGGAGCCCAUGUGGUUAUCAGGGGUGGUGACGCAGGGCAGUGAACGCAUGAGGGGUUACCUCUCUAAAUACCGCCUGGCCUUCGCGCUGCACAGCAGCCUUUUCUCAGAUUAUACUGAAGAUGGAAAACCUGGUGGCCCUGCCAAGGUGUUUGAGGUGCGGAUGGUGGGCAGGAACGCUGUGACGCGCUGGCUCGAUAGGCUGGUCAGAGCUCGCUACCUGCGCAUCAUCCCAGUGGAGUUUAGACACACCUUCUACAUGCGUGUUGAGAUCCUCGGGUGCAGAGGAGAAGAGCUGGUGACCCCCAGCAGCGUGACCUCAUCUCCCCCUGCUGGUGGAAAAGUGACAGUACAGCGCUGUAAACCAGGCCAGUUUGCGUGCCAGCACACUGAGCAGUGUGUGUCUGUGUCCGUGCUUUGUGAUGGACUACCAGACUGCAAGGACCAUUCUGAUGAGAUCAACUGUGGUACAGCUCCAACCAGAGGCCCACCAGGGCUGCAGAACCAGACCAGCUCUGCAGGGAGACCAGGUUUCCAUCGCGACACUACUACUGGUGCCCCAGGCCUCCACACCACCGGGUCACAAGGUGGCAUUCCUGGUGUGGUUUCAUCAGUGGUCACGGGCCACUGGACCCCAACACCUCCCAUCUAUCCAGGGGUCACCACAGGUCAGCCUGGACUGCACCUCAAGACAUCUCCUGGCUCUGGAAGGCCUGGUCUACAAACCACAAAAGCACCGUGGAUGACCACAGCGCCCGAUGAUGGGGGCCGACCCAGAGUGCUUUGUGUGGAGGGCCAGUUUGCGUGCCGAUCAUUUGGCUGCGUGGACUCUGCGCAGGUGUGUGAUGGUCGACGGGACUGUUUGGACGGGUCAGAUGAAGAACGCUGCGGCAUGACAGCCAGACCAAUGGUGACUUCACAGCGCCCCCCUGUGCCCAGUCCAUGUUCUCCCAAGCAAUUCCCCUGUGACAGUGGGGAGUGUGUUCACCUGGACCGCAGGUGUGACCUACAAAAGGACUGCGUGGAUGGGUCCGAUGAGAAAGACUGUGUGGACUGCAUCAUGUCCCAGUGGACAGCCUGGAGCGCCUGUAGCGUGUCCUGUGGUCUGGGCUCCUUGUUUCGGCAGAGGGACAUACUGAGGGAGGCUCUGCCUGGAGGGGCCUGCGGUGGAGACCAGUUCGACAGUCGAGCAUGCUUCCCUCAAGCAUGUCCAGUCGAUGGUCAUUGGUCGGAAUGGACAGAGUGGUCGGAGUGUGACGUUCAGUGCGGAGGUGGAAUCCGGCGCAGGAACAGAACCUGCUCCGCCCCUCCUCCUAAGAACGCCGGGCGAGACUGUGAGGGCAUGACCCUGCAGAGCCAGAGCUGCAACAGCCAGGCCUGCACCAAAGACACCGGCACACAGACAGGUUGUGUCAAUGGCAUGGUGCUGGUGACUGAGGCAGACUGCCAGGCUGGAAGAGUUCAGGAUUGUCCUCCUACCUGCUCACAUCUGAGCCUGACCAACAACUGCACUGCUGCAUGCAUACUGGGGUGUCGCUGUCCCAGUGGUCUGUACCUUCAGGAGGGAUGGUGUGUAAAUGCCAGCAGAUGUAUGUGUCACUGGGACGGCCAAACAUUGCAGCCAGGACAGACAGUCAGUAAGGACCAGUGUACGACAUGUGUUUGCAAGGAAGGACAAGUCACCUGCGACAGCUCCAUCUGUGUGGCGAGCUGUCACUGGUCCGCCUGGUCGUCAUGGUCACCAUGUGAUGUUACCUGUGGUCUGGGCCUUCAGCAGCGCUACAGGUCCCCGGUGAACCCUCUGGGAGCAGUCAGAGUCCGGCCCUGUCCAGGAGACUCCUCUGAGGCCCGCAGCUGCUCCAGCCCCUGCCUCCCUGUGCAACCAGAUGGAGUUUGGAGUAAGUGGACCGGCUGGUCAGAGUGCAGUAAGACGUGUUUCAACCUGGUAGAUGAGGUGGGAAUCAGACGACGAUUCCGCAGCUGCAACAGCACUCUCACAACAUUCAACUCCACUCGCUAUGGCUGUGAUGGGGACAGCGAGGAGCAGGAGCCUUGCAACACAGUGCACUGUCCAGUGAAUGGCGGCUGGUCAGUAUGGUCACCGUGGUCUCAGUGCACAUCGGAGUGCGACUCCGGUGUUCAAACAAGAGAGCGACUCUGCAGUUCACCCUCACCACAGCAUGGGGGCAGCAGCUGCCAGGGGCCACACAUCCAGACAAGAGACUGCAACUCCCACCCCUGCACAGGUGUGUGUCCAGAGGGCAUGGUGUUCAUGACGGCAGCUGAGUGCCACGCUCACGGUGGUGCGUGUCCGCGGGUGUGUUUGGACAUGACCUCCGCUGAGGUGCAAUGUGCCACUGCCUGUUAUGACGGCUGCUACUGUGCCCCGGGCUUCUACCUGCUGAACGGCAGCUGUGUGCCCCUGGCCCAGUGCCCGUGUUACCAUCAAGGAGAGACGCAUCCAGCUGGCACCAUCCUGCCCGUCGAUGUCUGCAAUAACUGUACCUGCCUUAAUGGAGAAAUGGAGUGUGGAUCAGCUCCCUGCUCUGUGGACUGUGGCUGGAGCAUCUGGACCCAGUGGAGCACCUGCAGUCGAACAUGUGAUGUUGGCGUGAGAAGGAGGUAUCGUUCAGGGACGAAUCCUCCCCCGGCGUUCGGGGGUCGUCCUUGCGAAGGACACAGAGUUGGGAUUGACACCUGCAGCAUCGAACCCUGCUUUGGUAUGAAGGGGCCAUGGAGCACAUGGUCAAAGUGCUCAGUAUCAUGCGGAGGAGGGUACCGGACUCGAACCCGCGGGCCAAUUCGAAUCCACGGCACAGCUCAGCAGUUCAGCGCCUGUAAUCUGCAGCCAUGUGGUGAAGGCCGAGUGUGCCCCCCCAGCCAGGACUGGAAGCAGUGUGUGAGGGGGGCAGUGUCGUGUACAGACCUUGCAAUGGACCUCAGCAGGAACUGCACACCAGGCUGCCAGUGUCCACCGGCAACUGUCCAACAGGACGGUGUGUGUGUGCGAGAGUCCGACUGUCGCUGUGACAUGGGCGGGGAGCAGUACAAACCAGGGGACAUUGUCCCCACUGACUGCAACAACUGUACAUGUGAAGCAGGGAGGCUGGUGAACUGCUCUCAAGACAGAUGCAAUGUUGAUGGCCAGUGGUCCAUGUGGACUCCCUGGGGUCAGUGCUCAGUGUCGUGUGGUGCAGGGCUCCAGUCUCGGUACAGGUUCUGCUCUAGUCCCCAGCUCUCUGGCAGCGGCUUGCCAUGUCUGGGACCUCACAGAGAGGACCAAGUCUGCAUCAACAGCCCAUGUGACCGUGACGGAGGUUGGGGUCAUUGGAAUAACUGGACGGAUUGUACCAAGUCCUGCGGUGGGGGAAUCCAGAGCCGGAGGAGAGAGUGUGACAGUCCCAGUCCAGAGGGGGAGGGGAAUUACUGUGAGGGUCUGGGAACUGAUGUCAGAGCUUGUAACACUGACCAUUGUCCAGUUGCUCCAUGUUCUCAGGUCCCAGGCACAGUGUUCAGUAGCUGUGGUCCAUCCUGCCCUCGCUCCUGUGAGGACCUGGCACACUGUGAGUGGCGAUGUGAGCCAGGCUGCUACUGUACCGAGGGAAAGGUCCUGUCUGCGAAUGGGACAGUCUGUGAAGAGAGAGAAGACUGUCCCUGCCUGGACCUCGGCACCGGGCAGUGGCUGGAGCCAGGAGAGACCACAACAGCCCAUGAUGGAUGUAACAACUGUACCUGUGAGGGUGGGAGGUUCAACUGCACGAGUUACACCUGCCCAGUGCCAGGUGAGUGGUGCGAGUGGUCAGAGUGGACUCCUUGCUCCAGGACUUGUGGAGCAGAGUCGGUGUCCCGCUACAGGAGCUGUGGCUGUCCUGAGCCCAAGGGUGGAGGGGCGGCCUGCACAGGAGAACAGGAGACACACAACGGGGUCGGAGUUCAAAUCCAGAGACAGCCCUGCCCUGUCAUCACCUUCUGUCCAGUCCACGGUUCAUGGAGUCCCUGGUCGGAUUGGUCAGACUGUGACGCGUGUGCCGGAUCGUCCGCUCGCACCAGGGAAUGCAACAGCCCUCCCGCCAGGUUUGGUGGGCUGCCCUGUCUUGGAGAGAGCAGACAGAAACGUGGUUGCCAUGACAACAUUACCAUCUGCUCAGACUGUGGUGGAGGCCAGGAAGAAUGGCCUUGUGGGAAGCCCUGCCCUCGCUCCUGUUCCGAUCUCCAUGGUGACACCGUGUGCUUGGACUCCCCCGAGUGCAGCCGAACUUGUGGUUGUCCAGUGGACAUGGUUCUGCAGGAUGGAGUGUGUGUGGCCAGGGACGAGUGCCGCUGCAAAUACCAUAACAGUUCUGCCACAGGAGGCCUAGAUUCCAGCAAUGCAUCAUGGGUAUGGCCUGGAGGAUCUGAUUGGCAGUUUGCGAAUCCAGGAGACAGCAUUAUUACUGACUGCAAAAACUGUUCAUGCGAGGUUGGAGUCCUGCGGUGCCAGUCACUGCCGGGUUGCAAUGUUGACGGUGGCUGGAGCCAAUGGGGAGCCUGGACUGAGUGUUCGCUGCCCUGCGGAGGAGGAGUGAAGUUCAGGGGACGCCAGUGUGAUAAUCCGUCUCCUCAGAGCGGUGGGAGAGGCUGCCUGGGAGCCGCUGGGCAGCAGAAAGACUGCAACAUACACCUGUGUACAGAUUCCGUGGGCCCAUGGCUGCCCUGGUCAGACUGGUCUGCGUGCUCGGUCAGCUGUGGUGGAGGGCAACAGACACGCUCUCGUCUCUGCAGCUCUCCUCCCUGCAGCGGCCUCAGGCGCCAGAGCAAGACGUGCAACACGCAGGUCUGCCUCGAGGUUGGCUGCCCUCCAGGCCGGCUGUACAGGGAGUGUGAACGAGGUGAAGGCUGUCCGUUCAGCUGCGCUCAGAUCAGCGGCAGAGAGGGCUGCUACUCAGACGGCUGUGAGGAAGGAUGUCACUGCCCUCUGCUCACGUACCAGCACCACGGAGUCUGUCUGCAGGAGUGUCCGUGUCUGGUGGACAGAGAGUUUCUGGCGUCCUUACAGAGUGUCUCCAUCAAACCGGUCUCAUCCCUGCUCCUCUACAACAUCUCGGAGGGAAUGGAGCUUCAGCCUGGAGACACACUGGAUCACGACUGCAGCACAUGCGGCUGUGAACACGGCAGGUGGAACUGUUCCCUGGAGCACUGCCCGGUCGAUGGUGGCUUGUCACCCUGGGGCCCCUGGAGCCCCUGCUCGCUGUCCUGUGGAGGUCUGGGCCUGAAAACGCGCUCCAAGGGCUGCACUCAGCCCGCACCAGCCCACGGAGGGAGAGCGUGUCAGGGUCCACGCCAGGAAACCACCUACUGCCAGGCCCCUGACUGCCCAGUAAUUAUUGGUCCUACAGAAGAACCGGCUUUACCAGAUGAGGAUGCUGGCUUCUCUCCCUGGUCAUUGUGGAGUCCCUGCACUAAGACCUGCACGGAUGCUGUCAGGCCGGCCAUGAAGUCCCGCCAUCGACAAUGUGUAAAACCUCCUUGCUCUGGAAGCUCUCACCAAGAGAUAGCCUGUAACCUGCCCCAGUGUUCAGGUGAUGUCUGUGUCGGAGCUGACUGUGCGAGGAGAAACUGCUCCUGGACCGAGUGGGGGGAGUGGGGCCACUGUUCGAGAUCGUGCGGAGUGGGUCAGCAGGGGAGGAUCCGAACCUUCCUCAGCCCCGGGCCCAACGGCACGUGGUGCGAAGACAUCCUCGCAGGGAACCGGGAGCAGCGCUUCUGUAACAUCCGGCCCUGCAGAGUGGAUGGAGGCUGGUCCCGCUGGAGUCCCUGGUCCCGUUGUGAUAAGCGCUGCGGUGGUGGACGCUCCAUACGCACUCGCUCCUGCUCCAGCCCGCCACCCAAGAACGGGGGGAAAAAGUGUGUAGGAGAGAAGAACCAGGUGAAACCCUGCAACACCAAACCCUGUGAUGAGAAAGGUUGCCCGCAAGGCCAGGAGUCUGUGUUGUGUGCCAACCAGUGUCCACAGCGCUGCUCGGACCUCCAGCAGGGCAUCGAGUGCCAGGGCAACACCGACUGUCAGCCCGGCUGUCGCUGCCCUGAAGGCCAGUUGCAGCAGGACGGGAUGUGCGUGCAGCUCUGGCAGUGUGACUGUGUGGACUCGCUCGGACAGAUUUGGGCGGCUGGGAGUUGGCAUCAGGUGGACUGUAACAACUGCAGCUGCUCCGAUGGACAGCUCCUCUGCACCAACGACAGCUGCCAGGCCACGUGCGUGUGGAGCUCCUGGUCCAGCUGGGCGUCAUGCAGCGUGACCUGUGGGCAGGGCCAGAGAACCAGAUACAGGUCCCUGGUCCCAGAGACUGAAGGAGCAGACUGCCAAUUUGAAGAAGUCCAGCAUAAAUCCUGCAGCCCAGGCUCCUGUCCACCCCUCUGUGUGCACGAGGACCAGGAGCUCAGCGUGGGACACACCUGGCUGCAGGGAGAGUGUAAACAAUGCACAUGCACGCCCGAGGGAGAUUACUGCCAGGACAUCGACUGCAGAGUGGAUGGUGGUUGGACGCCCUGGUCAGUUUGGUCGGACUGCUCAGUGACAUGUGGACAGGGGGCACAGGUCAAAACCCGUGCCUGCAUCAACCCCCCACCGCGAAACAAUGGGUCUGACUGCAGUGGGCCAGAGAGACAGACCCAAGACUGCCAUAGUCCUCCCUGUCUGGAUGACCUUUGCCCCUGGUCGCCAUGGUCCCCGUGUUCUCGGAGCUGCGGUGCUGGGUCUGUGUCGCGGCGCAGGGUGUGUGUGUGUGAGGAGGGAGGAGAUGCAGCAUGUCCCACUGAGAUUGAGGCAGAGAGGAACAGAGAGGAGACCCAGCUGUGUUACAAACAGCCCUGUCCAGGCUGUCCCAUGUCGGAGUGGAGCGUUUGGUCUCAGUGCUCCUGUGACUCUCAGAGGCAGCAGCGUUACCGCGUAGCUCUCUCCCCGGCCACCAGGGGACAACCAUGCACUCCGGUUGAAAUGCAGAGCAGAGCAUGCAGCCUCAGCCAGUGUGGUGACUGUGAUGCCCCGUUCCUGUACUCAGCCUGCGGCGCCCCCUGUGAGAAGCAGUGUGUGCUGCAGGGCCGGGCAGAUCUGUGUUUAGGUGUCAGAGAGUGUACGCCUGGCUGCUACUGCCCCGAGGGCCUGCUGCAGCAGAACGGAACCUGUGUUCCUCCAGAGGAGUGUGGCUGCGUCCAUCUGCAGCACCGAGCUCCAGGACAACCGCCCACACCUGUUACCGUCCCCCAGGGCGCCACUGUCACCAUCGGCUGCAGUACCUGCCUUUGCCAUGAAGGGACUUUGCAGUGUGACAUGAGAGAGUGUGAAGUCAUCAUCAGCGAGUGGUCGGAGUGGACUCCAUGUUCUCCCUGUCUUCCCUCAUCCUCCCUGCAGAACAGCUCUUUCCAAGCUGGGGUUAUCAGUGGCACUAAGAUGGUGUCCAUCCAGAGACGUUUCCGGGCGUGUUUGGACCUCGAUUCUGGUCUCCCAGUCUCCAAAGAGGAGGAGGAUGAGAGCCAGUGUUCGGGACCCCUUGUCGCAGAGAGGCUUUGUCCAGAUGUUAGCGUCUGCAGAGAUCUGUGUCAGUGGAGUGCGUGGAGUUCCUGGACGGCCUGUGCGGACCCGUGCAGUGGAGGAGUCAAGCAGCGCUACAGGCGGCCGCUGGCCUCUCCUCUGGGGCCCCGCUGCAGGAGCCAGCAGACCCAAAGCCAGAGCUGCAACACAGGACUCUGCAUAGGCGAGCGUUGUGAGGACAGGGGACGGACCUACCAAGAGAGCUGUGCCAAUCAGUGUCCUCGCAGUUGCACUGACUUAUGGGAUCAUGUUCAGUGUCUCCAAGGAGCCUGUCAUGCAGGUUGUCGGUGUCAGACGGGAGAGCUGCUGCAGGACGGCCACUGUGUGCCAAUCACAGAGUGUCGCUGUGGUAUCCCAUCAGGCAACGGGACACUGGAGUACCUCCCCCAAGACGAGGUUACCAUGGACUGCAACACCUGUGUGUGUGAGAAUGGCACUCUGGUGUGCACUAAGCUUCCCUGCCCGGUGUAUGAGCCCUGGAGCACAUGGAGCUCCUGCUCAGCUUCCUGUGGGCGUGGCCAGUGGACAAGAACUCGUCUCUGCCACGACACAGAGGGUGGUCCCUCCUGUGGUGCUACCAAUCAGACAGAGAGCUGUGACCUGCCAUCAUGUCCAGUCGGUUGUUUGUUGAGCGAGUGGUCAGCGUGGAGUGAGUGCAGCGCUACGUGUGGUGGUGGGUCGUCCGUGCGGAACAAGACAGUGCUCCGAGACCCAGAGCCGGGUGGGGGGGCCUGUGUUGGACCCCUCGAACAGCAUACUGUCUGUAACACCAACCGCUGCCUGCCUGCGUGUCCCAGUGGGCAGGUGUUUAAUGACUGUUCAGGUCAAUGUCCACAUACCUGUGAGGACCUGUGGCCACACACUCAGUGUUUACCUGGGCCCUGUACCCCCGGGUGUACCUGCCCUCCUGGACAGGUGUUGCUCAGAGGCUCAUGUGUUUCCCACGCUGACUGUCCCUGUUCAGCACUCUCCCUUCCGACUGGUUACCAAAGCUUGAAUGUCAGCAUGGCCGAGAUCUCAGACGCUCUGCUGCCGCCUGGAACAGCCGUUCAGCACCUCUGCAAUACAUGUGUAUGCCACGGUGGAGCGUUCAACUGCACCUCAGAGAGCUGUGAUGUGGACUGUGUGUGGUCCAGCUGGUCCCAGUGGAGUCCGUGCUCAUCCAGCUGUGGUUCAGGCCAGCAGAGCUCCAACAGAACCGUCCUGCAGCCUAGUCAAUACGGAGGGGCCCCAUGUGAGGGCCCGGACCAUCGCACCAGGAUCUGCAUGGCCCCUGACUGUGCUUGCCCUGACGAGGAGCAGUGGAGGAGGAGGCCCGUGACAGAGGAGGUGCUGCUGUGUGAGAGGAGCUGCCUGGACAUUUACUCCUCCUCUCCUGUCAACUGCAGUCACUCCGCUGAGGGCUGCGUGUGUCAGGAGGGACUUUACCGAAACACGGAGGGUAUGUGUGUCAUCCCGGCCCUCUGCCCCUGCCAUGACCGGGGCAUCCUGCGAGAGGCAGGAUCAGAGUGGGAGGAGGGCUGCACGUCCUGUCGAUGUGUGAAUGGGAAGAAGCAGUGCCAGCUGAGGUGUCCUCCACUCCAUUGUGAUGAGGGGGAGGUCAAGGUGGAGGAACCAGGCAGCUGCUGUCCGGUCUGUAGAAAACAGUUUCCAGGCGAGCCCCUGCCGGAGUGCCGCCGCUACAUGCAGGUCAGGAACAUCACCAAAGGAGGCUGUCGGCUUGACAAUGUGGAGGUCAGCUUCUGCAGGGGACGCUGUCUGUCCAGGACUGAUGUCAUCCUGGAGGAGCCGUACCUCCAGUCGGUGUGUGAGUGCUGCAGCUACCGUCUGGAUCCAGACACCCCCGUCCGCUUCCUCAGCCUGCGGUGUGAGAACGGCGAGAGCGAGCCGGUCGUCCUGCCUGUCAUACACAGCUGCGAGUGCACCAGCUGUCAAGGAGGCGACCUGUCCAGACGCUGA
Messenger RNA from Limanda limanda (common dab), 17214 nucleotides. RefSeq names its product SCO-spondin (gene sspo). Gene Ontology annotation, molecular function: protein binding. Bases 1 to 17214 code for a protein of 5737 amino acids. The transcript has 117 exons. The record is from RefSeq and is a predicted model, not a curated record. Gene Ontology annotation, cellular component: extracellular matrix. NCBI's taxonomy places the organism in Eukaryota, Metazoa, Chordata, Actinopteri, Pleuronectiformes, Pleuronectidae.